AUGGGUCGCAUGGGUCUUCGCACCCAAGCUCAGUCGUACCGAGUGUUUGUGCUGAAUGUGCAGCGAUACACAGUCGUGAGUCUCCCAGAAGAGGCCAUGAUCCGCCAGAUGCUGCAAGCGACCGUGUCUCAGAUGCACCUUGCGCCGUGUGCAGACCGUGUGAAUGGCUGGGCCGUAUUUGAUGUGCUUCCUGACCUGGGAAUUGGCUUUUUCCUGGUCAAGACGACCGAGUGGCCCACCCUCUUGCGCCCCGAGCACACACCAUCCUACUCGGCUACACUGGGGGGAUGGGUCUCUAUUCAGAGCGAACCACGGAAAUGGACCAAAAAAUGGCUCGAGCUGCGUGAACACGCCCUGUUCACCGCGAGCUCUGAAUCGCCCUAUGGGUUUGCCUUGCGCCGCCAGGGGACUAGCCUGGACACGGAUCGCACCGUUGCGUAUGUUACACAACCCGAUGCGGCCGCACACCGCGAUUGGGUCAAGGCGAUUGUUGGUGCACACACCUACAUUUUGCGCCAAGAGUCGCCAGAUCUGUUUGUUGGUAUUCGUGCUAUUCCCCCUGUCUCGUUCCAUCCUCCGCGUGAUCCUUCGCCGCCUGCGCGUCGACACACCCCCAACGAGCCUCCACCACAGCCGCGGCGAGUGCGUUCUAACCGGCACUUACAGCAUGCGCAAACGUCUAAUGCGCCAGUUGGCGCACCGCUGAUACCCAGCGACUCGCUAUCUGUACGCUUCCAAAAGGGCAGCCUGCUCGCCGCUCGCGAGCGCACCCGCGGCCAUAUCAAGGCGACCUUUCAGCUGCCGCCACUCCAAGGGAAGGAUCUUGGCGAGCACUUUUGGACCAUUGGACGCCGCGCCGCACAGCCAUGGUUAGGAUACGCCGAGACGUUUGCAACGAAGCGCCUGCCUUCCCCGCCUGUCCCGCGCGUCGAGGACCUCGGCGACGACUCGGUGUGGUGGAGUGCCAAGAACUGGCUCGACCUGGAUCCUUCAUUACGGCUUGGCGACCCCGAGUCGGUUCCGUACCCUGACGUGAAAGAAUCUGCUCUCGUAUUCGACGUCGAGGUACUCAUGACCGAGAGCCAGUUUCCCGUGAUGGCAACUGCUAGGAGCGAGACGGCAGAGCACUUGAUCCCGAUGGGGCCCCGCAACGGCAGUGCGCCCCCUCGCUUAAUUAUCAGCCACAAUGCUGGCUUUGACCGAGCUGCUGUGCUCGAUGAGUAUACGCUGCACUCAUCCAGCAUCCGCUGGCUGGACACCAUGAGCCUGCACGUCGCCACGAGUGGCAUUUCGUCUCCCCAGCGCGCCGAGUGGGUCAUGCAUUCGCGAAAACGCGCAGAGCGAAAACUCAAGAAGCUGUUGGCUGCUGAGAUGGUCGAGGACGACGCAAAAGAGCUUAUCCGCGCGUUGCUUAAUGACGGUGAGCUCGAUGCGGAUGCACUGGCCCGCCUUGACGUACAUAAGCUGGACGGCUGGGCGGAUGAGGUAAAGAGCAGCAUGGAGGACCAUCUUGCACUUAUGGAAGCUUCGCUGGAUGUCCAUGACGAAAGCAGCCUUGCCUCGGACUCAGUCGAAGAGAAGAGCUCUGUCCUUUGGCAGGAUGUCACCUCGCGGAACUCGCUGGCUGAAGUCGCCGCAUUGCAUUGCAACAUCGAAAUGGACAAAGAAGCGCGCAACAAGUUCAUCGAUGGUACACCGCGUGAGCAGAUCCGCGAGGAGUGCGCGGCACUCUUGGCUUAUUGCGCCAACGACGUUGCGACAACGCACUCUGUUUUUUGCAAGGUGUGGCCUGCAUUCGUCGAGCGCUGUCCCCACCCAGCUACCAUUGCAGGUGUGUUGGCGCUCGGAAGCACAUUUUUGCCGGUCGAUGAGGCAUGGCUAGACUACCAAGCUAAGGCGAAUGCCAAGUUUGAUGAGAUGAACGUGGCAGUCGUUGCCGCACUAAAGAAUCUUACGUAUGUGCUCAAGGACAGUGGCGUAUGCGAUAUCGAUGCCUAUAAUGGGAACCCAGAGCGCGUACAACCGUGGUGGAAAACUGACCCUUGGUAUGCCCAGUUGGACUGGACGCCGAAGCGGCCGAAAAAAGGGGCGCUGCCUGUCGAUCAACUUGUCCCAAAGUGGACGCGCGGAAAGUAUGAGGACCCCAAGACCAAGCUGAACAGCCGCAUCGCUAUGGUAAUCCCUCUACUCCGCCUACGCGUGGACGGCGACAUUGUACUUCGGGAUGACCGCCGUUGGGUCAGCUUUUUACCCUACUUUGAGAGCAAUCGCCUCAAGAGUCUGCACCCCAAUGAAUCUGGUGAACAAGCGGCGAAAGGUGCAGUGGAAAUGAAUGCCAUGUGCUCCUACUGGAUCAGUGUGCGUGACCGCGUGGAGAAGCAGAUGGUUGUUUGGGACGGCAAGGCAAAGACGUCGAUGGGCUUUGACUCGGAUACCCAGCGCGGCCUGAUUCUUCCUCAUGUUAUUUCCAUGGGCACAGUCACACGUCGUGCAAUUGAAAAGACAUGGCUCACGGCUUCCAAUGCCAAGCCGAAUCGCAUUGGCUCGGAGCUUAAAGCCAUGGUCCGUGCCCCGCCUGGCUGGUGCAUUGUCGGCGCUGAUGUCGACAGCGAAGAGUUGUGGAUUUGCAGCGUAAUGGGUGAUGCACAGUUUGGUGUGCAUGGCGCGACAGCUAUUGGUUGGAUGACGCUUGAAGGAUCCAAGUCACAGGGCACGGAUCUGCACAGCAAGACGGCGAGCAUUCUCGGUACGAGUCGCAACCAAGCCAAAGUCUUCAACUACAGUCGUAUUUACGGCGCAGGGAUCAAGCAUGCGACGCAGCUACUGCUCAAAGCAAACCCCAGUAUGCCGCUUGCUGAAGCAACUCAUCGCGCCAAGCAGUUGUAUGCGGCCACCAAAGGUAACACGGUCCGGUCGACCAACCUCUUUGGGCGCCGUUUUUGGUACGGUGGUACCGAGUCAUUCGUUUUCAACAAGCUCGAAGAGAUUGCGACGAGCGAUACGCCCCGCACGCCGGCGUUAGACUGUGGCAUUACAGCCGCGUUGUCCAAGAAGCAUCUCCCGGAUGCCGCCGGAGGGAAUCAAGACUACAUGCCGAGUCGUAUCAACUGGGUCGUCCAGUCGAGUGGCGUCGACUAUCUACACAUGCUUGUCGCGGCCAUGGAUCACCUGUGCACGACCUACCAGAUCAGUGCUCGGUUUAUGCUAAGCGUCCAUGAUGAAGUGCGAUACCUUGCUAAAGAGGAGGACAAGCACCGUACGGCACUCGCAUUACAAAUUGCCAACCUCUGGACGCGUGCCAUGUUUGCCUACAAGCUGAACAUGAGCGAUCUUCCGGAAACCUGUGCGUGGUUUGCGGAGGUGGACAUUGACCAUGUUCUGCGGAAAGAGGCUGCCUCUGACAUUAACGAGGUGCGCGCACUGGCUCGCCGUACGAGCCCGAAUGCGUCCAAGCUGUCCGGCUCUCUCGCUGAGGCGUUCCAUGCGCACCAGGCCAACCGGCCGACCCGGAAAGGACGCCGAAGUAUGCAUACCUCUGCCAAGCCUUGCUCCCGUUUCUCAGACUACUACGCGAUGCUGCCGCCUCGUCCGGUGCGCAUUCGGCAGCCGAUGUACAAACACCCCGAAUACCGCGCUUAUGUCUUGCACUUGUACCGCAAACUACUUCGGGCCGUGUACCGCCUCCAGCCUGCUGUGCGUGAGUCGCUGUUCCCGCUCCUCCGUACGCAAAUGCGACAUAAUAAGCGGAUCACGUCGCGUGCGCAGAUUUGGCAUUGGUGUGCCAGUGGCAAGAUGUUGCUCGAGCAUUUGCAGACGUGCGCGGACCCUGCCUCGCAGCGUGCUAUUGAGGCCAGUAUGGAAAAGAUGCAAGCGCUGGCAGACCGCCUUGCAUCGCGCCGUCCUCCCGCGCCUGCGCCAAAGCAGUACCACCUGACUGGAGCGCUGCUGCCUCCUACGCUCUUUAAUCCGCCGAUGCUGCGGUACAAGCCUGACCAGCCCGAGUCAAUGACAAUGAUGAUUCGUGACCGGCGCAGGAGACGCGAGCGUCGCAUGCAACAGUGGAGCAAUGUCCAGGAAAUGGCGCAGCUUGCCAAGGACGAAUGUGCUUCCCUCGGUGGGCACGAGCCUGUUGGAAACGCUGGUGAAUGGACUGCGCCACUUGUGGACGCCGAGCGUGAUAUGCAAGCGCAGUUUCAGCGCGAGUAUGCUCGUGCGCGUAUGGUAUUUGACCGCGAGACGCUGCGCCGUGCUAAAGCAGCAAAGCACGCGAAGCGUGUGCAGAAUAGCGCAAGGACACGGCAGCCCGUGCCGGACAAGUAG
This is a messenger RNA of Malassezia japonica, 4320 nucleotides long. RefSeq names its product DNA-directed DNA polymerase (gene MIP1). The transcript is spliced from 9 exons. NCBI's taxonomy places the organism in Eukaryota, Fungi, Basidiomycota, Malasseziomycetes, Malasseziales, Malasseziaceae. Bases 1 to 4320 code for a protein of 1439 amino acids. The record is from RefSeq and is a predicted model, not a curated record. Gene Ontology annotation, cellular component: mitochondrion; gamma DNA polymerase complex. Gene Ontology annotation, molecular function: 3'-5' exonuclease activity; DNA-directed DNA polymerase activity; DNA binding. Gene Ontology annotation, biological process: mitochondrial DNA replication.